Rhododendron vialii is the source of this 1107-nucleotide messenger RNA. Its product is annotated as eukaryotic translation initiation factor NCBP-like. Gene Ontology annotation, molecular function: translation initiation factor activity; RNA 7-methylguanosine cap binding. The transcript is spliced from 6 exons. Gene Ontology annotation, cellular component: eukaryotic translation initiation factor 4F complex; cytoplasm. Gene Ontology annotation, biological process: translational initiation. Lineage: Eukaryota; Viridiplantae; Streptophyta; Magnoliopsida; Ericales; Ericaceae. Bases 157 to 858 code for a protein of 233 amino acids. The record is from RefSeq and is a predicted model, not a curated record.
AGGUGUAAUAUAUCCCUAAUCCCUCGUCGAAAUGGGUGGGUUUGCGAAGUGUGAAAGUAGAGGCCCCGGAGAGAGAGAGGGGAAGAGAAACUAGGGUUUGAGAGAGAGCAGAGCAGGGUGUGAACUGUGAAGGUAGUCGGAGAAGAAGGUAGUUAAAUGGAAGUGGUGGCAGAGAAGAAGGAAUUCGACACCAACAAGAAUUCCUCCUCGAACGCAUUGGAUCCCUCAUCUACGCUUUCCACCAUCGCCAACGCAGCAGCAGAUAAAGAGGCCGAAGAUCGCGAACGCCAAGCUCGCGACCUCAAGGCCGGUUUCCACCCUCUCAAGCACAAGUUUGUCUUUUGGUACACUCGUCGAACACCUGGAGUUCGGAGUCAAACAUCAUAUGAAGAUAAUAUAAAGAAAAUUGUGGAUUUUAGUACGGUUGAAGCUUUUUGGGUCUGCUAUUGCCAUUUGGCUCGUCCAUCAUCUUUGCCGAACCCAACUGAUUUGCAUCUUUUUAAGGAGGGAAUCCGCCCUCUGUGGGAGGAUUCUGCCAACUGCAAUGGUGGUAAGUGGAUUAUACGGUUCAAGAAGGCAAUCUCAGGUCGCUUUUGGGAGGAUUUGGUUCUAGCCUUAGUGGGUGACCAACUUGAUUAUGGUGACAACGUUUGUGGUGUGGUACUAAGCAUUCGGUUCAAUGAGGACAUACUGAGCGUGUGGAACCGUAAUGCGUCGGAUCAUCAGGCUGUGAUGGCAUUAAGAGAUGCAAUAAAACGGCACUUGAAGCUUCCCCAUAGCUAUGUAAUGGAAUAUAAGCCCCAUGAUGCUUCCCUGCGUGACAACUCCUCCUAUAGAAACACUUGGUUGAGAGGAUAGGAUAUUGAUGAGGCAUUCUCUCAUAUUCUACCAGGUAGGCAUAAAAAGGUUGCAAGCUGUUCGGUAUUGUGUCAAUCGCCCUAUAUUAUGGUGCUUGCUUUUCAUGGGGAUCAGGAUCACAACCAAAUAAUACUGGUAUACGACGAAACAUAUUGUGGUUUGUGUACUGAGUAUUGGCCAUAGUACAAUGUUAUUUCGGUACUUUGCUUUUUUACUAACUGCUAAAUUAUAGUUCGUUUCAGUUUAAAA